CAGAAAGCAUUAAGCUCUGUCACUAUCCCUGGUCCUGCCGUCACUAAGACUAGAUCUCAUCGUGUGAAGCUGUCGGUACCUCCAGCUUUGGGAAACUGGUGACUGUGAGAUGUGGCUCUUUGCAGUAAUGAUCUAUUUCCUCUAUGGAAUUCUAAAUGCCCAAGGAUCAUAUGACUCAAAAUAUCCUGUGGAACCCGAAGUGUGGAUGAAUAUCAGUGAGCUCAUCAAGCACUGUGGCUAUCCCAGUGAGGAAUAUGAUGUCACAACUGAAGAUGGUUACAUACUCAGCGUCAAUCGAAUUCCCCAUGGUCAAAGACCUCCUGAGAAAAAAGGUCCAAGGUCUGUGGUGUAUUUGCAACAUGCCCUGUUUGCAGAUAAUGCCUCCUGGCUCCUGAACAAGCCGAAUAUGAGCUUAGGUUUUCUUCUAGCGGAUGCUGGGUAUGAUGUGUGGAUGGGCAACAGCCGGGGCAACACUUGGUCCAGAAGACACAAGACCCUUUCAGUAGAGCAAGAAGAAUUCUGGGCUUUCAGUUUUGAUGAAAUGGGAAAGUAUGACCUCCCCAGCGUGAUCAAUUUCAUCGUACAAAAGACUGGACAAGAGAAGCUGUAUUUUGUUGGCCAUUCACUGGGCACUACCAUAGGGUUUAUUGCUUUCAGCACUAGACCAGAAAUAGCUCGAAGAAUCAAGAUGAAUUUUGCCCUGGGUCCGGUGGCAUCCCUCAAACAUCCCAAGAGCAUCUUUACCAGUUUCUUUUUCCUUCCACAGUCGGUCAUCAAGAAUCUAUGGGGAAACAAAGGUUUCCUAUUAGAAGAUUCGGUAAAGAAAGUACCUUCUCUUGAAUUGUGCAACCGGAAAAUCCUUUCUUGGAUAUGUUCUGAGUUUCUCUUCUUAUGGGCUGGACAUGACGCUAAAAAUCUGAAUGUGAGCCGAACUUCCAUUUACUUUUCCCAUUCUCCCACUGGGACUUCCAUUCAGAACAUUCUGCAUUUGAAGCAGCUUUUGCAAUCAGACGAGUUCCGAGCUUACGACUGGGGCAGCGAGGCCGAGAACAGGCAUCAUUACAACCAGAGCCUCCCCCCACUCUAUGACCUGACUACCAUGAAGGUGCCCACCGCCAUCUGGGCUGGUGGGAAAGACCUGCUUGUCGACCCUAUUAACAUGGUCAAGCUGCUCCCCCAAAUCAAGAAUCUCCGUUUCUACGAGAUGCUGCCAGACUGGAACCACAUAGACUUCAUCUGGGCCCUUGAUGCACCCCAACGGGUUUACAGUAAAAUCCUCUCUCUGAUGAGACAGAACCUAUGAAAAAGGGUCAGUCAUCUUGGAGGUUCAGAACUGAUGAGCCCAUCAGGCACACACUCUAUCAGCAAAGAGGCAGACUUUCCUUUCAGCCCCCUCACCUCUUGCACAGUACCCAUUGGGCUAGCCCAGUGGUGCCCAAGCCUCCUGGAGGCCCCGUAGCCUCCUUUCCCUUCCUCUGAACUUUUGUUGGCUUGAAUCUCAUGUAAGAUGCUCCAUGAGAUAGCAGAAUUGGUGAUCAGAGAGAAGUCAUGUAGCCUCCCCAGUGAAAGAGGAAGGAAGGAAACAAACACUUCCACAGCACCUAAAUGGCAGGGUUGAAUCAAAAGUCAGGAAGACCUGGUUUAAACCUCUCCUCUCUACACCUGGCUGUGUGAUCCUGGGCAAGUGACCUAACCUCUCUGUGGCCCUCUCUCUAAGAUUUUAAAAGAGUUGCAGGAUUAACAUUGGUAAAAAGAUCUCUGAUGAAAGCACAGGAGGGAGUGAGACAGAGACAGAGAGAGAAAGAGAGACAGACAGGGGUGGGGA
Sarcophilus harrisii (Tasmanian devil) is the source of this 1825-nucleotide messenger RNA. Its product is annotated as lipase member N. Lineage: Eukaryota; Metazoa; Chordata; Mammalia; Dasyuromorphia; Dasyuridae. The transcript has 10 exons. The record is from RefSeq and is a predicted model, not a curated record. Gene Ontology annotation, molecular function: hydrolase activity, acting on ester bonds. Bases 110 to 1303 code for a protein of 397 amino acids.